Pollicipes pollicipes is the source of this 3064-nucleotide messenger RNA. RefSeq names its product Mitochondrial assembly regulatory factor (gene Marf). The transcript has 16 exons. Gene Ontology annotation, biological process: mitochondrion localization; mitochondrial fusion. Lineage: Eukaryota; Metazoa; Arthropoda; Thecostraca; Pollicipedomorpha; Pollicipedidae. Gene Ontology annotation, molecular function: GTP binding; GTPase activity. The coding region runs from base 181 to 2445 and encodes 754 amino acids. The record is from RefSeq and is a predicted model, not a curated record. Gene Ontology annotation, cellular component: mitochondrial outer membrane.
CGCUGUUUGUUUUCAGUCACGAAGGCCCCAUGGCCUACCCACGCAGUAUUUUUACCUUCAGUCGGCACAUUCAUGAGCUUGGAUAUCAAACACUUUUGUGGUACCUACCAGUUAUCAAGCUGCAAUAACUGAAAAGUUUUGGUUUAAAAUGAGCCUGAUGGAAGUUUCAGCUGGGCUGCCAUGUCUGGCUUGGUAGCAGGUGCCACCAGUGGUGCACCAGCCGGGGACAGCAAGGUUUACCGCAAGAUGCGUCAACAGUCGCCCUCAGCCUCGCCUCUGCAGGUGUUUGUCAAGGCCAAGAAGCGAAUUAACGACAUAUACGGCGAUAUAGACGACUAUGUCUUGGACGUCGUGCACUUCAUUGACAAUGUGCCGCUGGACAAGGGUCUGGCGAGCGCUGACCAGGCAGAGGCCGUCCGGGCCUACCAGAGCAAGGUCAAGGGCAUCCGGGACGUGCUGGCCCGCGACCACAUGAAGGUGGCCUUCUUCGGCAGGACCAGCAACGGCAAGAGCUCAGUGAUCAACGCCAUGCUACGCGACAAGGUGCUGCCCAGCGGCAUGGGCCACACCACCAACUGCUUCCUGCAGGUGGAGGGCGUGGACGGCGAGGAGGCGUUCCUCACCGUCGGCGACGACGGCCAGCGGCGCAGCGUGGAGUCGGUGGCGCAGCUGGGCCACGCCCUGCACAAAGAGAAGCUGGACGAGUCGGCCGUGGUGUACGUCCACUGGCCCAAGCGGCGCUGCCACCUGCUGAGGGAUGACGUGGUCUUCGUCGACUCGCCAGGCAUUGACGUCACACAGGGUCUGGACGCAUGGAUCGACGCCCAUUGCCUGGACGCGGACGUGUUCGUGCUGGUGGCCAACGCCGAGUCGACUCUCAUGCAAACGGAGAAGAACUUCUUUCACAAGGUAUCGUCCCGGCUCUCCAACCCGAACAUCUUCAUCCUGCAGAACCGAUGGGACCAGACCGCCAACGAGCCGGAGUUCAUGCAGGUGCGGCAGCAGCACCUGGAGCGGACGGUGGCCUUCCUGGCGGACGAGCUGCAGGUGGCGUCCCGGGCCGAGGCCGAGCAGCGCGUGUUCUUCGUGUCGGCCAAGGAGUGUCUGCAGCAGCGGCUGUCGGAGCAGCGCGAGGAGGCGCCGCCGCGACCCGUGCCGGCGGAGGGUUUCCAGAGCCGCUACUUCGAGUUCCAGGAGUUCGAACGCCGGUUCGAGGAGUGCAUCUCGCAGUCGGCGGUGCGCACCAAGUUCCAGCAGCACACACAGCGCGGCACCUCCAUCACCGGGGCGCUGCAGGCCAUGAUGGAUGGCCUGUACGAGCGGGCGCUGGCCAUGAAGGCGGAGCAGACGGCCGCGCGGCGCCGGCUGAUCGACCGCAUCAACUUCACCGACAAGGAGCUGAACCUCAUCACCGGCGUGAUGAAGGAAAAAAUAUACGCUAUGACUGAGGACGUCGAACGCAAGGUGGCAGUAGCACUGAGUGAAGAGAUCCGCCGCUUAUCGGUCAUGGUGGACGAGUUCUCGGCGCCAUUCCACCCAGACCCGCUGGUGGUGAACGUGUACAAGAAGGAGCUGCACAACCACGUGGAGGCCGGCCUGGGCCUCAACCUCAAGAGUCGCCUGUCGGACGCCGUCGCCUCCAACAUUGAGGCCAACCAGAAGGAUAUGACGCAGCGGAUGACGCGGCUGGUACCGGACGAGAAGCGUCAUCUGGUGGCGUCGCUGCUGCCGCGCCGGGAGCCCUUCCAGGUGCUUUACCGGCUCAACUGCGACAACCUGUGCUCCGACUUCCAGGAGAACAUCGAGUUCCGCUUCACGCUGGGCAUCACGUCCCUGGUGCGCCGCUUCCUCGGCUCGGCCGGCAACCGGGUCACCAUGCUGGGAUUUGUCGAGCCCGUGCCGCGCGGCGUACCGCUGACGCCGCACAGCCCCGAGCCGGACAAGUCGGUCAUUCCGCGCGACGACUGGACGCUGCUCAACAACAUAGCCGUCGCCUCGGUCACGUCGCAGGGCACCGUCGGAGGCCUCCUGGUGGCCGGAUUUCUGAUGAAGACGGUCGGCUGGCGUCUGAUCGCCGUCACGGCCGGCGUGUACGGCUGCCUCUACCUCUACGAGCGUCUGACGUACACCAACAAGGUGCGCGAGCGCCGCUUCAAGCAGCAGUACGUGGACCACGCCACGCGCAAGCUGCGGCUCAUCGUCGACCUGACGUCCUCCAACUGCAGCCACCAGGUUCAGCAGGAGCUGUCCAGCACGUUCGCUCGCCUCUGCCACUUGGUGGACGAGACGGUGCGCGACAUGCAGCAGGAGGUAUCCCAGCUGGAUGCUCGACUGGCGGAGCUCGAGGCGCUGGCCGCCGGCGCCAAGACGCUGCGCAACAAGGCCAGCUACGUGGCCAGCGAGCUGCGCGUCUUCUCCGACAGCUUCCUCAGCGAGGCCGGCUAGACGGCGCGACUGUCUGUAGCGGCGGCAGGGGCGCGCCCCGUGCGGCGGUAGUGGUGCCGGCGGCGCGCCCCCAGCUGGCAGUAGGGGCUUCGGCGCGCGCGUGUGCGAGGGCGGGCGGCGGGUGCGCGGCUGAAGCCGGACCGCCGUGGCGUGGGUGAUUGUCAGGCCCCGGGCCGGGCGAAGCUGUGGCUGUGGCUGCCCGCUGAGGCGGCGUGCUUUAACGCGGACUGAACCGAGGGCUGAGCGGACCGAGAGCGGACCGAGAACCGAGGACCGAGGACAACACAUAGUGUCUGGGCGGACGCGGACGGUGGCCGGCUUUGCUGAAGCGGGCGUCCGCGGGCUGUCGCUUGGCUCCCGCGCCGCCGCCGCCGCCUGUAGGGAGCUACCGUGUAACGUCUGGUCAAUUUACUCAGCUGAUUUGGUGUCGGGGGUCAGCCAUCCGUCUGUGAUCCAUUGUCGACGGUCGUGGGUUCUCCAGCUGCGGUGGUUUCCGAGGUCUCGCUCCGAUGGAUGGGCGAGUCUCCUGGCCUUUGGGCGGUGAGUGUUGAAGCCGGCCCUCUGGUGUGUGCUAUGUACGCCUUGAGUGCGCAAUACACACGGCUCCAUCAGUCGGGUG